Molecule: messenger RNA, 4175 nt
Organism: Drosophila sulfurigaster albostrigata
Lineage: Eukaryota; Metazoa; Arthropoda; Insecta; Diptera; Drosophilidae
Gene: dpp
Product: protein decapentaplegic
Biological process (GO): SMAD protein signal transduction; BMP signaling pathway
Cellular component (GO): extracellular region
Molecular function (GO): growth factor activity; cytokine activity
Source: RefSeq, a predicted model, not a curated record
UCAGUUUUUUGCGCUCAGCGCUCGUUGUACGGAACCGAAAGAUUCGUCGUUGUCGCCAACAACGGUUAGCUCGACUUUUGCCUGUCCAAAAAAAGAAAUACCAAAAAAAAAAGAAACACAACAACAAAAAUAGCAGCAGUGACGGCAGCAAAUCAUUUACAACAACUUGUCAUAACUUGAUCUAACUCGGGCCCAGUAAAUCUGCAUAUCUAUCCAAAUAUCCAAUACAUGUGCAUAUAUUUAAUGUUCUUGUUGCGUACGGUUUUUGUAUUUCGUUUACGAGCUUUUUGUAAUAAUUCGCGGUUUUUGCGUGCGUAUCAAAACGAAGAAGCAGAAGAAGAACACACAGUUGAAGCUGUGCAUCAGCAACAACAAAAUAAUAACAACAACAACAACAUCUAGCCGAGAUAGCAGCUAAGCUCAAGAACAGUAAACAGCUUCAACUCUCGCUUCGUCUCGUCUUCGUCUUCGUUUUCGCUGUCGCCGUCGCCGUCGCCGUCGGCGUCGCUGUCGUCGCCCUCGCCCUCGCCAACGUUCUCGCUCUCGCCGCGUCUCGCCGCGUACGCUGCGAUUGUUCCGCCAUUGUUGACGUCGCCAAGUGCGAUACCGAUAGCCCAUUUCGAUAGCGAUAGCGAUAUCGAUAGCAUGCCAUGUGUGUUGUGAAGCAAUUGUGAAGCCAUUGCCCAAAAGCCAUUCAAAGCCAAAUAGGCCAAAUUACAUGUGUUAUUUAUGUGGCCGACAUGUGAAGUGCAAGUGCAAUUUGUUCCGCCUUUCUAUGCAAAUUGUGUAGUAAAUAGAAUACGAGUAUGCAUCGAUACAAUUGUUAUGCAUACACACACAUAUGUAUAUAGAGCAGCAGUUGGCCCCCAAACGAAUCCCCAACAACAACAACCACAACAACAACACUACACAUAAGCAUAUGCACGCGUCUGUCCACAAAUAUAAUGUAUGCUACGUUCGCGAACUGCCAGAAUUGGUUGUUGUUGCACUUGCAGCCAAAGGAUUUGUGGAUUUUACAACAAUCUUGAGCUGUGCAACAGGUGCACAAGAGUUGCAAGCGACCAUGCGCGCAUGGCUUCUACUCCUCGCAGUGCUGGCGACUUUUCAAACGAUCGUUCAAGUUGCUAGCACCGAGGAUAUAUCAUCGAGAUUUAUCGCAGCGAUAGCGCCAACAACAACAACAACAAGAACAACGGCCAUAAUAAAUACUAAAACAACGACUACAGCAUUAGCUAAAGCAUUUAAGCCAUUUAACGAGUUGCGACUUAGCAACAUCGUCAACAAUAACAACAACAACAACAGUGAUAGUGAUAACAACAACAAACAUAACAACAACAAGAGCAAAAGCAAGAAGCAGAGCAAGAGCAACAAAAGUGCCGAAUUCAAACAGUUUAUCGGAGUGCAUAAAUCAAGAACAGACCAAUUAGAAAAUUCCAAAAAUAUCAAAAAUAAGCAUAAGCAACAUAAUUUAACUAACGACAAGCAACACGCUAAAACAACAACAACACACAACAAAAUGGCUAUCAAGGAGCAACAGCAACAGCAGCAACAACAACAACAACAACACAGACACAAAGCAUCCACAGAAUCUCAACAAAAAUCCGCCAUUGCGGAUGUGUUUGUCUUGGAUCCAGCGCUCACCACAACCCACUCCUCCUCCUCCUCCGCCUCCACCGCUUCAUCAUCGAGCUCCUCCUCCGCCAUCUCAACAAGCUCCAACUACGUUUCGUACUCGAAUACGGAUACAGUGCUGGGGGAAUUCGAGGCGCCGGGAAUUGCGGCCGCCAUCAUCGUGGAGGAUGAACCAGCCACGUACAGCAGCAAGGAGAUCAUCAAGGACAAAGUGAAACCAGAUCCCUCAACUCUAGUCGAAAUCGAAAACAGUCUGCUCUCGCUGUUCAACAUGAAGAGGCCGCCAAAAAUCGAUAGAUCCAAAAUCAUCAUACCGGACGCAAUGAAAAAACUCUACGCCCAAAUGAUGGGACACGAACUUGAUUCCGUCAAUAUACCUCGACCGGGACUAUUAACUAAAUCAGCAAACACAGUCAGAAGUUUUACACAUAAAGAUAGUAAAAUCGACGAUCGGUUUCCACAUCAUCAUCGGUUUCGUCUCCACUUCGAUGUGAAGAGCAUUCCCGGCGAGGAGAAGCUCAAGGCGGCCGAGCUGCAGUUGACCCGCGAUGCGUUGAGCAUCUCUGGUGGUCAGGUGAAUCGCAAUCGGACACGCUACCAGGUGCUCGUCUAUGACAUCACGCGGGUGGGUGUGCGGGGCCAUCGGGAGCCGAGCUAUUUGCUGUUGGACACGAAGACGGUGCGUCUCAAUCAAACCGAUACGCUCAGUCUGGACGUGCAACCUGCCGUCGAUCGGUGGCUGGCUACACCGCAAAAGAACUACGGCCUGCUCGUCGAGGUGCGAACGAUGCGUUCGUUAAAACCGGCACCGCAUCCACAUGUCCGCUUGCGCCGCAGCGCGGACGAAGCGCAUGAGGAUUGGCAGCACAAGCAGCCGCUGCUCUUCACCUACACCGACGACGGUCGUCACAAGUCGCGAUCGAUACGCGACGUCAGCUAAGGGGGGGGCAACGGUGGGGGUGGCAAUCGCAAUCGUCGGCAUCAGAGGAAGCCGACGCGUCGCAAGAAUCGCGAAGAGGAUUGCCGACGGCAUUCGCUCUACGUGGACUUCACGGAUGUCGGCUGGAGCGAUUGGAUUGUGGCGCCGCCGGGCUACGAUGCGUUCUAUUGCCACGGCAAGUGCCCGUUUCCGCUAGCGGAUCAUCUCAAUUCCACGAAUCAUGCGGUUGUGCAGACCUUAGUCAAUGACAUCAAUCCAGGGAAGGUACCAAAGGCGUGCUGUGUGCCCACGCAGCUGGAGGGCAUCUCGAUGCUCUAUCUCAAUGACCAAAGGACAGUUGUGCUCAAGAACUAUCAGGACAUGACCGUAGUGGGUUGUGGCUGUCGAUAAGUUACAGCGAGAGUUAGAUAGAGAGCGAGAGAGAGAGAGAGAGAGAGCGAGCGAAAGCGAAAGAGCAUCAAAUGCUGUUUGGUUCCAAGCCGUCAAUGCUUUAAACACAACGCAAACAAAAUGGACUGAAUAUUUGAAUUUUAAGUGUAAAUCGUAGACUUUAAUUUUAUGUAGAGCGAAAUGCAGCCCCGCCCAGCCGCCCCCACCCCCAACAACAACAACAACACCACCACCAUCACCGCAACAACAACAGCAGCAGCAGCAGCAACCGUCUCUGUCACUUUCCACAGCCAGGCUUUGGAAAUGUUGCACAGAGCACAAACACACACACACACACACACGCACAAAUACAAACACAGCCAGAGCAGAAGAGCACACGAGACAACUGUAAAUAGCCGCAUCAACAAAAUCGCACCCACCUGCCUCCCCUACCCCCCUCAACGUGUCUCCUGCAGCCAUAGCAGUCUCCUCCUGCCAUAGACCGCACUCUGAGAUACUUUUGUAUCUUUGCAGCUUUUGCAGAACGCUGCUGAUUUGAACAAAUUGUAUAAAAGCUAAUUGCUAAGCUAUGUUUACUAGAGAAAAGCGUCAUGCUUUUCCCACAGCCUAAUUGUUAAUAAUUAUUACAAAAAUGAAUUAUAUAAUAAACACAAAACACACACAUCAACACACACGCACACUUGUAAAUUAAUUAAAAGAAAAUACUUUGAAAUUAUUUAGGCAACAUCUACAGAUUAAACAUAUAUAUAUACACUAUAUAUAGAUACACAUAGAUAUAUAUAUUGAAAUAUAUACUGCGUAUGUAACUCUCUUGUAUAUGUACUAAAAUACACACACACACACACAUUUACCCUACGAUACGAUACAAUAUCGAUAUAUGCAAAAACGGUAUUCAACUUUGUUCCCCAAAACUAAAUGUAAUUGUAUAAAAUUCACACCAACAACACAACUAAAUAUCAACUAAACUAUAAUCGUAACUACUAUACAUCUAAAUCUGAAGAAAAUGAUAAUGAAAAUGAUUAUGAGUAUGAUAGAUAAAGGGAAGAGAUAAAUAAAAGAGUAUGAAGAAAACUAUCGUUUAUUGUUAUGCGUUUUAAGCUAAACUCGAAUAUAACCGUAAAUAUAUGACUAAAUUAAUUACUAGUAUUUAGUGUUAAUAUUUAAGCGCAGCAUGUUGAAAAAUAAUUAGUUAAAAACAAAACAAAAAAAAACA